AUGUCCUCAAGAAUGGCACCGUGCUAUGAGGAUCCAGUAAGAGGCCUAGCAAUACACACACAACAAAUCCUUUAUUCGGCUUCUGAAGAUGGAAAGUACAGUUUUGCAAAAGUAAUUGAUCCACCAUUUCUACUCACUUUGCUCGUGGCUGGCCAAGAAAAACAGGUCUCUAAUGGUGGGUUGGACUUCUGCCUAUGCUCCACCGAAUGCAAACUGGUCAAAAUGGGCAGCCUCUUCUAG
Messenger RNA from Protopolystoma xenopodis, 240 nucleotides. Lineage: Eukaryota; Metazoa; Platyhelminthes; Monogenea; Polystomatidea; Polystomatidae. The record is from the annotation of a GenBank genome assembly.